AUGUUGAUUUCAAUUCCAUUGUUUGCUUUCUUUUCAAGCCUUUGCUUAUUUACUAAGCAAAUGGAAAUUGAAGAAAGCGGUGAAGAAAAUCUAAUGAAUGUUGAAAGCAAUAAUAUUAAAAUAGAGUACAAGCAAUGCAUGAAGAAUCACGCUUCCAGAAUUGGAGGCCACGCUAUUGAUGGUUGUUGCGAGUUUUUACCUGCAGGAACCGAAGGUACUGUCGAAUUUUUCAGAUGUGCUGCUUGUGACUGUCACAGAAAUUUUCACCGUAAAGAAAUUAUUGUUGUUACGGAAGAGCAGGCUUCUUCAACUCUUAACAUCCCCCGUUUUCCUCAACCGACUCCCAUUUCGACAGUUUUUCAAACGUCGACCGGCUACUUUCAUGUUAAUGGGCCGCCGAGGGGAACCAUGACUUAUCAUGCUUUGCCUUCUUCUGUUGUGCAUGGGAGAGACCACUUAUCGAGGGAGAAUAUUGAAGACAGUGUUUGUGUUGUAGAACCCAUCAAUGGUGGCGGAGAAGGAUCGUCAAACUCAAAGAAGAGGUUCAGGACUAAAUUCACUCAUGAACAAAGAAAAAAGAUGCUUGAUUUUGCUGUGAAAUUGGGUUGGAAGGUUCCUAAGAAAGACGAGAAUCUUGUGGAAGAAUUUUGUAAUGAAAUUGGGGUGAAAUGUCAAAUUCUGAAAGUGUGGAUGCAUAAUAACAAAUACACCCUAGGAAAAAGGAACUAA
Messenger RNA from Lathyrus sativus (Indian pea), 729 nucleotides. The record is from the annotation of a GenBank genome assembly. NCBI's taxonomy places the organism in Eukaryota, Viridiplantae, Streptophyta, Magnoliopsida, Fabales, Fabaceae.